AUGAAUAGUCCAGGUUGCGAAGGAAAUGGUGAAGAGAAAGGUAGUGAACGACAAGAAAUUGCACUGGUGUGGGUCUCCACAAACCUCUCUGUGAUGUACAAGACUGUGUCUGAACUGGUGACGGAAAUACUUAGCGCAUUCGGAGCAACAGCACAUGGGUUGGUGCAAGAUAUCAGCUAUGCAUUUGAACAUGAAGCAAUAGUUGAUAUUGUUCUCGACUCGAUCUUUCUGUUGGGCUAUGGACAAUAUGUUAAUGAGCCAGAGUGCCUCGACAAUCUUGUGCCUGCAGGAGCCACUGCCAUUCUUUGUCGUCUACAGGAAUUCAUCAAAGGGAGUCACCAAUCCAUAAACUUCUCAACAGCAGCCUAUGGCACUUCAUACACUGCAUUUCCUCCUUUGUUGGCAAUGAUCAAAGCGACACCGCACCUGUUAACUAGAUGGGAGAUGUUCCGCGACAAGUACAAGAGAAAACCCUGGCCUAUACCUAAACUGUCACUCAAAAAGCAGCAUUUUGAGUGUUUCAACACUCAGAUGCACUACAGUCCAAAAGUGAACUUUGAGCGGAGCUUGUCGGAGUUUCCUAUUUUGCUUGACGUGCAUCAAGACCUUUCAUGGGACACUGUGAGAAAGAACUAUGAAGCUGGUUGA
Messenger RNA from Suillus subalutaceus, 648 nucleotides. RefSeq lists its product as uncharacterized. The coding region runs from base 1 to 648 and encodes 215 amino acids. NCBI's taxonomy places the organism in Eukaryota, Fungi, Basidiomycota, Agaricomycetes, Boletales, Suillaceae. The record is from RefSeq and is a predicted model, not a curated record. The transcript has 7 exons.